Messenger RNA from Prosopis cineraria, 1813 nucleotides. RefSeq lists its product as uncharacterized. The transcript has 9 exons. Bases 152 to 1681 code for a protein of 509 amino acids. Lineage: Eukaryota; Viridiplantae; Streptophyta; Magnoliopsida; Fabales; Fabaceae. The record is from RefSeq and is a predicted model, not a curated record.
GAACAAAGUCGUUUUCAGAGCGCUGCCUUCACCAGUGCGCUGGAAAGGGUUUCACCUCCAACCAAACGAGAUUAAACCAUUUUUUUGGGGUUUAGCUUUUGAAAGGAAGAAAAGAAGUAAGAAGAUCGUUGAAGUUUUCUGGGAAUCUGAGAUGGAAGAGGAGAAGAAGGAAGUUGCAGAACAAGCAAAAGCCGAAGAGGCAGCCCCGCCUCCACCCACUACUGGUGGCGGUGGAGCUUGGGGCCGUUGGGGUCUUUCUUUUUCCGUCCUCUCAGAUCUUCAAAAGGCCGCUACCGCCGCUGCCGAGGAGAUCUCACGCAAUGCUGCUGUAGUUGCUGAGACAGCAUCCAAAACCAUUGCUGAGAUACAAAACACUUCUGAAGAUUCAAAAUCUUCUAAAGAGAUGGAAGGGGAAGAUGUAGCUUUAACUGAAAAGGAAAGUGAAGAUGAAAAUGACAAACUACGAAAAUCUACUCUGGAAAAAUUGGAGAAAGCUAGCGAAGAGACAAUACUUAGCCAGGGUCUGAAGGUGUUUGAUAAUUCUGUGGAAAAUUUAACAUCAGGAGCAUGGAAUGCUUUAGGAAGUGCAUGGAGAGGGGGCACUGAUUUAGUUCAAAGGUCAGCUGCAAACCUUGCAGGUUCUGUGCAGCAGGUUGCACCAGCAACAGUUGGUUCUGGUGUGCCGUCCCUAUUAGAGACUGGUAAAGCUUUUACUGCAAAGGGAAUGCAAGUACUAGAAUAUGUUGGUAAGGAGACAAUGGACUUGUUAAUUACUGAAACUGGAAUUGAGGUCGAGAAGGCUGAUAAAGAAGCUGAAGAGCAAAAAGAUGAGGAUCAAUCAUUAGAGGAAAUGACCUUUGAUAGAUGCUUUUACAUAUAUGGAGGCCCAGAGCAGUUGGAGGAACUGGAGGCUUUGUCUAGUCAUUAUGCCCUAUUAUUCAACCGAAGAAAAACAAAGUUAUCACCAGAACAAAAAUAUUUAUAUGAUGGGAAGCUUAAAGAGGUCCAACAGAUUUUCAAUUUGAGUGCUGAAAAUGAUGGAAGCAAUGUUGAUUUAAGCAAAGGAAAGAAAGUAGAAAAGGGAAAUGAGGGAAGCAGUGACGAGAUGAAGAAUUUACAUGACUCAAGUGUCUGCAACGCUGCUGAAAUGGCUGCAGGUUUUACCAGCACCUUGGGUGGACUAAAUGUAAAUGAUAUAAUCCAGCGAACUGCCAGGAGAUUAGAAUCUCUUCAUUCAGAGGGUGUUCAUAGGCUAUCAGAAAUGUGCUGUUUUGCGGUGUCUCAAUUGUUGAUCAUUGGCAAAUCCAUCAUGUCUACUGCUAACAAAGCCAAAGAUGUAGACAAUGAUGAGCAGAACGUGAACAUAGAGUGGCCUGAGGAUGUUGUUGAAAAAGCUAAGAUGAUCAGAGUAAAUGCCCAAACAAUGGUAGGAUAUGUGGAAGCAGUUUCCAACAGUUUCAUUACAGGAAUAUCUGACGUAACUGAGGCAUAUCAAGCUGCCAUAAAAAGUGCCACUGCCGAGUCUCGCGAAGUUCUUCCAGGUACUUCAAUUCAGGAAAAAGCCGGUGUCCUCUCCGAGCACCUUCGAUCGGAUAAAAAAACAGCAGUACAAAAAAUCCAGGAUGGGCUGCAAUUGUUAUCCCAUGUUGUCGUUUCAAGUUCUAUGAAUGCGGCUGCUUGAACGCAGCUGUGCUUUUAAUCUCUUGCCCUAUUCUUACAUCAGAUUUAGUGUAAAUAGUCACAUUUUAGAGGGAACAUGACAUUCCAAUGUUGAUAUACUCUACCGGACCACGAGGUUUGAUUUUACCAUGUU